AUGUCCACCCACCAGCCAACCCCAACAAUCCUCCUCCCAAACCUACCUCCAAAAACCCUCGUCGGCAUCGACCUCAUAACCUUCACAUCAACCCCAAAUUUCCACGGAAUCCGAGACCUUUCCCCAGGAUGGCACUUCCUCUACACCGGCGCAACAGAGACCCUCUCUCUACGCAGCGGCGCAUGGUUCUACAUCGGUGACAUCAGCAUCGCCGGGAAAGGGAGCAACAACACAGCCCUCGUCGCGCAAAGCCGAAACAAAACCCAACCCCAAGACGCACCGGCGCCCGAGAUUUACAUCUGGAAAUGGAGCGCAGAUACAGAGUCCCUAGGGGCGCUAGACAGUGAGAGCGACUCCGCCCGCCAGGAGAACAUGCGCUACAAAGCGAAUCUCGGUUCUGUGUGGCAGAGCGGAGGGUUAUUCAGGUAUCGCAGCCGGAUUGCGCCUUCAAUGCUUGUCAAGCCCGUGACGGAAUCAGAACCUAGCGAAAAGAACGAAGACAAGCCUGAACCCCAAAUCGAAGCUCGCAUCCAGACAGAAGACGAUGCGCAAACCGAAGAAAGCGGCCGGAGGGAUUGGUCUAGACUGACUGACCGGAUCUCACCGAAUUUUCUAUCGCGCGUUAUUGGGAAUCCGGAGGUUGAUAUCGACGGUCAUCCGCGAUGGGUGUUGUCGUCUGCUUCAACGGCUAACCGGGAUGCGGACCAUAUCCCCGGCGUUGACUCGCCGGCUGAAGGGCUGCACGAGCCGGAAAUAAGCGAGGAAGCGGAACGCGAGUUCGGCUUUAUUCCGAUUGAUUUGAAGCGGACGUGGAGAGAAGGUGCUGUCGGCCGUGAGCGGACUGAAGCUGCUCAGGAUCGGUCUUGGGCUCUUGGAGACUUGAUCGAGCGGUAUGCUAAGGAGGCUUCUGGGGGGAAUGAGUUACUUGGAGAACUGCAGUUUACGUUCCUCAUGGUGCUGACUAUGAUGAACUACUCGUGUUUACAGCAGUGGAAGCGGCUUCUUGAGCUUAUUCUUACAUCCCGGGGAGCAAUUGUGGAUAGGGAGGAUUUCAUGAGUGAAGUUCUUCAGAUACUGUCGGUGCAGCUGCAGCGAUGUGAUGAUGUUGAUGGUGGACUGUUUGAAAUUGAUGGUGAUGAAGGCGGGGCUUUCUUGCGUAACCUACUCAUGAAGCUGCGUCAUUCAGUCGAUGACAUUGUCGGCGAUAGUGAAUCCAAAGUCAAAUUGGAGCUUGACAAGCUUGAAGAGUGGGUGAAGGCAGAAUAUGACUGGGAGCUGCGUCGUGGGGCUCUCGUUCGCCACGGUAUGCUUCAAUUGGAGGACGGUGAGCAGGUCGAAAUGGACUGGCAUGGGAAUGACGAGGAAGACGAGACUGGAGAAUAUGCUCCGAUGAUUGUUGAGUAG
This is a messenger RNA of Penicillium griseofulvum, 1404 nucleotides long. RefSeq names its product AAR2 splicing factor family protein. Bases 1 to 1404 code for a protein of 467 amino acids. The transcript has a single exon. The record is from RefSeq and is a predicted model, not a curated record. Gene Ontology annotation, biological process: spliceosomal tri-snRNP complex assembly. NCBI's taxonomy places the organism in Eukaryota, Fungi, Ascomycota, Eurotiomycetes, Eurotiales, Aspergillaceae.